AUGUCUUGUAAAAAGUCAAAGUUUGGUUUGAAGUCGCCCCCAGUGGAGGAAGAGGAGGAAUAUGUCACUCCAGGAGGAUACGAGCUGGAGAAGAUCUUAAACCGCGGCUCUGUGGCCUACACCCACGUCAAUGAAGUUUGGGACAAUGUUUAUAUAGGAGACGAGGAGACUGCGAGGGACAAGUACAAGCUGAAGGAGCUCGGGAUCACUCACAUUCUGAACGCGGCCGAGGGGACGUGGAACAACGUGGACACGGGAGCCGGUUACUAUAGCGACAUGGACAUUGUUUAUUAUGGUGUGGUCGCCGAGGACACCACGACCUUUGACCUGAGCCAGUACUUCCACUCGGCGGCCAGCUUCAUCGACAAAACUCUGAGCGAUCCGCAAAAUAAGCUGCUGGUGCACUGUGUGAUGGGCAGGAGCAGAUCGGCCACUCUCUUUCUGGCUUACCUCAUGAUCUGCAGACACAUGACGGUGGUGGACGCCAUAGAGACGGUGAAAAAACGCAGACGCAUCAUUCCCAACUGGGGCUUCCUCAAACAGCUGAGAGAACUGGACAUGCAGCUACAGGAGACGAGGCUGGAGCAAAGUGAAAAACCAUGACAAACCACUGAACAAGGGACUGAAUGUUAGUGUGUGUAAUAUAGUAGAGGUACAAUUAGGGUUAAGCGAUU
Molecule: messenger RNA, 674 nt
Organism: Boleophthalmus pectinirostris (great blue-spotted mudskipper)
Lineage: Eukaryota; Metazoa; Chordata; Actinopteri; Gobiiformes; Gobiidae
Product: dual specificity phosphatase 29-like
Exons: 3
Coding region: 1-603 (200 amino acids)
Biological process (GO): protein dephosphorylation; negative regulation of MAPK cascade
Cellular component (GO): cytoplasm
Molecular function (GO): protein tyrosine/serine/threonine phosphatase activity; MAP kinase phosphatase activity
Source: RefSeq, a predicted model, not a curated record